AUGGACGACCGAGCAGCGAAGCAGCGCGGGUAUGAGGCGCCAUUUGAGCCCAAGCAACCCUUUCCACCGUUGCUUGACGAAUUGGCAUCGCCGGAGGAGGUCCAAGAGAGCUACGCCGAGGAUGAGAGCGUUACCUCUCCUGGCUAUGACGAGAUUGAGGUCGAAGACGAUGCCGAUUUCCAGUCGCACUAUUCCCUAGAGCCACAAUCCUUCUCGGACUCGGAGUCAGAAGACUCGGGUGAUGAUAUUGGGAGACAUCACCCGUUUCGACAGUCCUCUGGGUCCCUCCAUGGGCCUAAUGCCUUUGCGCCUCCCUUUUACAAUCGCCCACCAACCCCUUUACCACCGUCGCCUUCGCUAACAUCCCUUCUGCGACCACCAUUUUCCACUACCACUUCUCGCCCCACUACCCCAGACAGCUCCGAUGUGGAAACUCCCAAUGACACUGAGGCUGCCGUGGCCAAGUCUGCCCGGCGUGCUACUACUGUCCCUCGCGCCAGCCCCAAGGUUCCAACCUAUGAGUACUACGGAUUUGUGCUGUACUUGGCUUCUUCUCUUGCAUUCUUGAUCUACCUCCUAUGGUCGUAUCUCCCAUCUCCGUUCCUCCACCAACUCGGUAUCUACUACUACCCCAACCGCUGGUGGUCCUUGGCCAUUCCAUCGUGGCUGGUCAUGUCCAUUGUCUACAUCUAUGUUGCUCUCGCUUCAUAUAACACAGGGUACCUGACCCUGCCCAUGAACAGUAUCGAGAAUAUUGUCGAUGAGGUGGCGAACGUAGCUGUCAUCGAUGGCAAGGCAAGGCGACGGCCUGGAGGGUCUACCAAAAUGAAGCCCGGAGCGACUUCGUAUCAAAUGAUGGGUCCACAGAAUCGGAAGGUCAACUGGCGGGAGAUCUGGAGUGAGGGAACUGAUGCGGUGAUGGAUAUACCGGUUGGGGGUCUGCAAUUUAUCAAAAAGAGCAUCGAGAUUCAAUUCUCAAUGACGUGGGUGUUUAAGACAAGGGGCCCUGGUCACGUGCUGAUAGACACUGCCGCCUACGAGGCUCUUUGUAUCUUUCGCAUCUCUUACUUCGUGGGCAAAACCUACCCUCUCUCAGUCUGUUCUCGCCUAUUUGACAGAAUGUCAGCAGAGCGUCCUUCGACCCCUCCCCGGCAGAAUGCUGCCGGGCCUGGACAGCUUCCUCGCGGGCCGUUGACACCGGAACAGAAGCGGAAGAUGGAGCUGAAUCGCAUGAAAGCUAAAGCUCUUCGGGAGCAACACGAAGCCGAAUUAGCUGCAAAGACCCGCUCGGCAGGGACAUCCCCGAACACCUCUCAACCCACUCAAGGACUUAAGCGUUCUCACGCCUCGAUGACCGCGAGCAAUCCUCCUCCUUCCACUGUACGAGAUGCCCGUACGACCGCCCUUUCAUCGGAUCGCCCGCUUGAUGAGAUCAAGCCCGCGCGCAACUUCACUCGAUAUGUGGAGUACGAUUUCAGCAAAAUGACGGAUACGAAGGGUGGAUUCUUGACGCAGGAGGAUGAUCCAUUCAAUAAGGCCCUUCAUGUGCCCGAUGAUAAGGAGGCUCAGAAACCUGCCAACAUGACUCAAAGGGAAUGGGAGCGCCAACAACUACUCCAGUCUCUGCGACGAAAUCGCGAGGGACCUUUCGAGCCGGGAUUGAGUGUCUUGGAUGAUAAAAGCAAGCAAAAGACUUGUCGUGAAUGCGGUAGUUUGGAGAUUGACUGGAAGUGGGAGGAGCAGCUUCGGUGUCAGAUCUGCCACUCCUGCAAGGAUAAGUAUCCCGACAAAUAUAGUCUUCUCACCAAGACUGAAGCGCGAGAGGAUUAUCUUCUCACAGACCCCGAACUCCGCGAUGAAGAGCUCCUUCCUCAUCUUGAGAAGCCCAAUCCGCACAAGUCGACCUGGAACAGCAUGAUGUUGUACCUCCGCUACCAAGUGGAAGAAUACGCAUUCUCUGACAAGAAAUGGGGAUCUUCCGAAGCAUUAGAUGCCGAGUUUGAACGCCGUGAAACUGACAAGAAGCGACGUCGAGAAGCGAAGUUCAAAACGAAGCUGAAUGACCUGAAGAAGCGGACUCGGGUGGAAGCCUAUCGGCGCAAUCGGCAGGGCGCUGCAGGUGGCGAUUUUGGGGAUGACUUGAGUACCAAUCGAAAACAUGUGCAUCAGUGGGGUCGAACGGUAGAUAAUCCAGAGACAGGCAUCGGGGUGAAGACCUGCGUGGAUUGUGGUAUGGAGGUGGAAGAAUUGGAGUUCUAA
Penicillium subrubescens is the source of this 2259-nucleotide messenger RNA. It is a transcript of the gene rad14, whose product is annotated as DNA repair protein RAD14. Gene Ontology annotation, cellular component: nucleotide-excision repair factor 1 complex. The record is from RefSeq and is a predicted model, not a curated record. The transcript is spliced from 5 exons. Gene Ontology annotation, biological process: nucleotide-excision repair involved in interstrand cross-link repair; nucleotide-excision repair, DNA damage recognition; base-excision repair. Bases 1 to 2259 code for a protein of 752 amino acids. Gene Ontology annotation, molecular function: damaged DNA binding. Lineage: Eukaryota; Fungi; Ascomycota; Eurotiomycetes; Eurotiales; Aspergillaceae.